GAGAAAACAGAAAGAGCACACUGUAGAAGAGAGACGUCAAAGAUAGAGGAUACGAAUUUUGAGAUGUCACGACUGAGUCCGCUCCUAUCGACUCGUGAGAACGGUCUUCUCUUCAGUUUAAUAAGUCAUGACUGCAGUGUUUUAGCAUGUGGUAUUGUCCAGCUGGUAAUGGCAGCCCCUCCACAGAAAAAGGAAUGGAAAUUUCACAGUUCUGGAGUAUUAUGUCUGGUGCAAGAUAAAUCUGUGCAUUCAACAUUCAUGAGAGUCUACUGUCUUAAGAAAGCCAAGCUGCAAUGGGAACAGGAGCUGUAUACACCAUUUGAAUACUCAGAAACAUGUCCUUAUUUCCAUACCUUCCCUGGUGAUAAGUUUCAGAUAGGAAUAAACUUUGCGGAUGAAGAUGAAGCCAAGCAGUUCUACAAUGCUGUGCAGAAGCAGAUCAGUGACAACAAAGCAUCUUCAGUACUUACACGCAGAUACAGUGUGGGUGGAGUUUCUGACUGGAAAGAAAAACUUGACAGUUGUCUUAGAGGAAAUGAAUUGCAGAAGAGGUUUUCACUCAGAAGUUCAUCCAGAGUUCCACAGCGUCUUGAUUCAGAUGCAGCACUUCCAGAGAGCAAACCCACAGUUGCUAGCACAAUGUCCAGCCAAUCACAUGACUCACCACUGACCCUCUCUAGUGUUAAUGAAGAGUCUAUGUCGCUCGCCCAGAGGAAAGGGCCCCUCCCACCUAUUCCCAUUCAUGCCAGGAUAGCCACGUUGAAGUUUAAUCCCAAUGCUAGCGUGCAAAACUUUGACUCCACUGUUCCGAUUCCAUCAUGGGUGCCACCCCCUCCAUCUUACCAGGCCCCCACGGUCCAUCCAAGUUCAGUUAUUAAAGAUCCCUACUCUGCUGGAAUGAAGCACAGUUUUCAUUAUAAUGCUGGCAUUGAGGAGGAAUCUGGCUAUGAUGACUACCUUUAAAACCACCAUCCUCUCCAUCAUUUAGGACUUUAUGACUCAGCAACAGUGCGCUAUGGUCCACACAAGCACUUAAAGAUGGAAUAUAUCUUUAUUAAUUAUAUCAUAUAAAUUUCUGCAGAACAACUAUAGAUUUUUUAAAGAAUGAUUAAUGAAGUAAUCAAAACUAAUAAAAAACAGUAGCACAUAAGAGUUUCUGAAACAAGAUAUUAAACCAUAUAAUGCUAAACCUCUUCUCUGAACUAAUUUCACUUGUUCUUAGUUCUUACAAACGAGUGUCCAAAUACCUUGUCUUAAUUUUGAACAGUGUAUCUAUUGUUUUAAAAUUCAAAACAUGAAUAAAUAAUUUUUUGUGAAACUUUUUGCUUGAAAUUGUACUUGUGUGUUAUGUUGUAAAUGGAUAUUCCUCCCAAAAAUGAAAUUUCU
Cyprinus carpio (common carp) is the source of this 1386-nucleotide messenger RNA. RefSeq lists its product as uncharacterized. The record is from RefSeq and is a predicted model, not a curated record. NCBI's taxonomy places the organism in Eukaryota, Metazoa, Chordata, Actinopteri, Cypriniformes, Cyprinidae.